ACAGGAAGUUAUAUUGUGCUCAGAGAACUUCUCAUAUGCACAUCAGAAACAACUCACUCAUGCACUCAUUAAUAAUCUAAAGUACAUGAGAAUCAUAGGAUAUGUCUCUGAAAGGGAACAACAAUGGGAUAUCCAACGGAUUUAAGACCCUGGCUGUUUCAGAUGGAGAACUGAAUGUACUGGAAACAGAUAAUCGGUCAGCAUCACAGUACUCCAGCAGUAACAGCAGUCUGCCCACCGUGCCCAGUGAAGGGAGCAGAGGGGUGGGUCAGGUGGCCAGCUGGGCCGUCAGCUUUGAGAGGCUCCUGGAGGACCCAACAGGCGUACGCUACUUCACAGGAUUUCUGAAAUCUGAGGUCAGUGCUGAGAACAUCUUGUUCUGGCUGGCAUGUGAAAAGUUUCGCAAAAUACCUGUCCAUCAAACUGAGCAGCUUAAGAAAGAGGCAUCCUCAAUUUAUAACACUUUCCUGUCCAGCAAUGCAACAUCACCCAUCAACAUAGAUGACAGGGUACGAGUUGAGGAGAAAGAUGUUCAAAAUCCUCAUCCUGACAUCUUUCAAAAAGCACAACAACAGAUCUUCAAACUGAUGAAGUUUGACAGCUAUACUCGUUUUGUGCGCUCACAGCUCUAUCAGAGCUGCAUGCUAGCUGAUGUGGAGGGCAGGCCUCUGCCGGGGCUGGACUUUCGUGGCAGACCCAUCACAGCAACAAAACCCACCAGCAGCACUUCACCCAAAGAGCAAGUCAAAUUCGAUAGAACUAAGGAGAGGUUAAAGGUGAAGCCUGGAACAGUAGAUGGUGAUGAGGUGGUAGAGAGGAGGAAAGUCAAUCUUCAAGGCAUGAUAGGAAAGGACAAGCGCAAAGAAAAAAGACGGUCCUGGGGAGAAUCACCUAUCAGCUUCAAGACUGGACUUGUGAAGAGUUCAGAGGUUGACAAAUUAGUGGCACGCUCUGCAGACGGAAGGGUAGAUAAGUACUGCUGUGUCUUCCUGCCUGAUGGUACAGCUUCUCUGACCCCAGCCCGACCUGGCGUCACAAUCCGGAACAUGCUCACUGGAUUGUGUGAAAAAAGAGGCCUUCCUCUUUCAGACAUCAUUAUUUAUCUACAUGGCAAAGACAAACAACCACUGUCACUGGACCAGGACAGCUCUGUGCUGAAGGACCAGCAGGUGUUUUUGGAACUGAGGGUCACAUUUGCAGUGAAGGUAGCCUUCGCAGGAAAGACGUUGGCCGUUGUAGUGAAGUCUAAUAAGACCCUGCUGGAUGCCCUAGCGGCAAUGCUUCAGAAAUACCGCCUCAGGUCACAGGAUGCCAUUGUCAGCAUGAGUGAAACUGGAGAGAUAAUAAGUAUGAACACAGCAGUCACCUCUCUGGCCAAUAAGACACUAAUUCUAGAUAAAGCAGGUGUUGAUCAGGCCAGCAGCCCCAAAGGGAACUCAACUCCUUCAUUACAAGAUCGGAGAGGUGCUGUGGAUGCAAGCAUGUUCCCUCCAGGGAUUUCCAGAUCAGCUGCCCAUCAGAAGAACCCUGGAUUGAGAAGAACCUAUGACAUGGAGGGUUUGGUGGAGUUGUUAAACCGAGCUCAGUGCUGCAGUGCUGAUGAUCAACGAGGCCUGCUGAAGAAAGAACAUCUAAUGCUGCCUCAGUUUCUCCAGUUGCCCAUGGAAGAAGUGGAGGAAGCUGAGACAAACAGAUCACUGGAGGAGUCUUGCUCCUGUAUGGGGUCUUUUGAAGUGGAUUCUCCCGGAGUACAAUCAGAAACAUUAGGGAAGGAACAAUCAGAAAAUGAGUGCUCAAACCAAGCUCGAGAAACCGUGGUGUGAGCUAAACGGACCGGUUACAUCUUUUGCUUCAAUGAUCUGUCACACUGGAGCAUGAAGAAUAGAGAAUAAUGUUUCAGAAAUGUGAACAUGGUGGUCUUUAAUGAUGGACAAUUUUUCUUUAUAAAACCAAUGAUAUGAAAUAUUGUUUACAGUAGAUGUAAUUCUGCACGUUAUUGUCCAGCUGCUUGUAUUUAUUUUAAAAUGAUUCACAUAACAAAA
Messenger RNA from Carassius carassius (crucian carp), 2042 nucleotides. RefSeq names its product regulator of G-protein signaling 14-like. The transcript is spliced from 15 exons. The coding region runs from base 102 to 1823 and encodes 573 amino acids. Gene Ontology annotation, molecular function: GTPase activator activity. NCBI's taxonomy places the organism in Eukaryota, Metazoa, Chordata, Actinopteri, Cypriniformes, Cyprinidae. Gene Ontology annotation, biological process: signal transduction. The record is from RefSeq and is a predicted model, not a curated record.